AUCGUCAGGAUAAGUCUCGAGAUAACAGUGCUCGAGCUCCACUAGGAGUCUCCGGUCCACGACUCAGCCUUACCAGUCAACCUUAUGACCGUAGUGCGGCACAGCACCUCGAUGUCCAGCGGAAUUUCCAUGGAAAGGGCAACUUCAUCUCUUGAAAUCAUUGCUGCGUCGCGAGACUCAUAAGUCUUGACUUGAAAGGCAUUUCGAAACAUAUCUUCAAACACAGUUCUUGCUCUGUGAUUGAUUUUCUUCUCCUUUGUUAAUCUAGCUGCGAGCACAAUGCCUUCGGGACCCCGCUACGAAAGAGUCCCCCUCGAAGAAGAAAACCUCCCCACCUCCACCACCGCCAACAACUACUUCACCGGCCUCCCCAACACUGCUCCCCCAUCCUUCCGCACCAUCCCCCUCGACCAACAAUCCUUCUCCCCCUCUCUCCCGCACCGCCACGACGAGAGCGCCGCGACCGUCAUGCCCGCCAGCGAGCGCCCCGAACGCACCUCCACAUCCAGCCCCGCCGACGACCCCGCCAUCUCCCUCUGGGGCGCAACCGAGAGCGUGAUCACCAUGCGGGAAAACUCGUCGCGGGAGGACAUCCUGGUGCGGUUAUUGGACGCCGUGGAGAGGUUAGAGGGACGGCUUGAUGCGAAGGCGGAAGAGGUUCAGAAUAAAGAGGAGAUCGAUCUCGAGGCGUCGAGGGAGGAGAAGAGGGCGCAGCGGACGAAGGAGAUUUUGGGGGCGCUGGGGGGGAUCUUUGUUACGAUUGUGGUGUUGGUGUGGUUGGGUGCUAUUAUCAUUAUUCCGGCGGUGGCGAAGUAUAAGUAUGCGGGUGCGAUAGCUGCUGCUGCCGCGGCGUCUAUCCCGACUUCAAGUCAGGGUUGAGAUGGAUUAGGUUGGGUUUGGGGUGGUGUUUUGGUGUUAAUGGGAUUGUGUGUACGUUAAUUAGGUAUUUGUAACAUUGCCGCACAAUAUGAAAUGAAGAUACUUCAGAC
This is a messenger RNA of Mollisia scopiformis, 989 nucleotides long. RefSeq lists its product as uncharacterized. Lineage: Eukaryota; Fungi; Ascomycota; Leotiomycetes; Helotiales; Mollisiaceae. The transcript is spliced from 3 exons. The record is from RefSeq and is a predicted model, not a curated record. The coding region runs from base 280 to 879 and encodes 199 amino acids.